Orbicella faveolata is the source of this 993-nucleotide messenger RNA. RefSeq names its product putative serine/threonine-protein kinase DDB_G0280461. Gene Ontology annotation, biological process: protein phosphorylation. Gene Ontology annotation, molecular function: protein serine/threonine kinase activity; ATP binding. The record is from RefSeq and is a predicted model, not a curated record. NCBI's taxonomy places the organism in Eukaryota, Metazoa, Cnidaria, Anthozoa, Scleractinia, Merulinidae.
AUGGCUAGAAACAAACGUAAAGUGGUAAAGGACAAAGAGAAAUUUAAGAAAAUCAGAAAGGAAGCCCGAAAGAGGUGGCGGAACAAAAAGGCUUACGAGAAAGUGUUGAAGAAUGCGCAGAAGGAGCUCGUCCCUGGUAAACUCGCCUCCGAGAAAAUAAGCAGUCCGGUUGCCCAAUUGCCGGAGAAAACAGCCCCAAAAGACGCUGCGAAAUCAAAGAGACAAGUUGAACAUCGCCACGUGAGAGAGUUAGAUCCCUCCUUAAUCGUGAGAUCGGAAAAGUUUUUGGGCUGUGGUAGUUUUGGAAAUUGCUACCUAGCUCAUUAUAGGGACGUCCUAGUUGCCGUAAAAGAAUUCAAAGCUGAAACGUUUGGCCGUGACAACAUGAAGAAGGAAGUUCGACACGAGGCAAAAAUGAUCAACCACCUCGAAGAUCACCGCGGAGUCCCCCUGCUCUUUGGUAUUGUGACCAAGAGUGAGCCCCUACGUCUCAUCACAAAGUUCCACGGCCGUAAAGACAAGAGUGUAACUUUGUCCAACUUAAUCAGGAAGAAGAAGCUGGACAAACCAACUUGGCUUGGAAUAUUGCAAAACACCAUCGAAGCUUUGGACCACAUACACUCUUGUGGCAUUCUGCACAACGACCUGAAGAGUAACAACGUGGUGAUGGAACAGCGCGAGCAGAAAUGGAACCCUGUUAUAAUAGAUUUCGGGAAAGCACGUUUUUUUUCCGAUCCCAAGCCAGUGAUGUCGUUGCCCGAAGUCAAACAAGAAAAAUACAAGAAGCGAUAUCCUCACAUUGCCCCUGAAAUCGUAAACGGUAGUGGUAGGCAAAGUUAUGCAUCAGACAUUUACUCGUUGAGUAAAAUUGUUUUAGCUGUAUUGGAUUUGCUUCCUACAGCAACUUCAAGGUCACUACGGGUAGCAAAACGUGCACUUUGCGAAGAACCAGAUGAACGCCCCUCGCUGAAGGAUAUGUUGGCCGCGCUCUGA